CAACCAUGGACAACCUGGCUAACACCAACAGCAGGUUUGCACUUGACCUCUUCAGAAGGCUUAAUGAGACCAACCCAACAGGAAACGUGUUCUUCUCUCCUCUCAGUGUCUCUGCUGCUCUGGCCAUGGUCCUUUUAGGGGCCAGAGGUAACACAGAGUCACAGAUGCUGAAGACACUUCAUUUUGACAAAGUUGAAGAUGUUCAUUCAAGAUUUCAGAGCCUGACUAUGGAUGUAAACAGAAGCAAUGCUCCCUACCUCUUACGGCUCGCCAAUCGGCUUUAUGGAGAGAAGACCUACAGCUUUUUGCCGGAUUUCCUGACUAAUACUCAGAAAUUAUAUGGCGCUGACUUGGCUCCAGUUGAUUUUGUUCAGGCUUCUGAUGAAGCCAGGAAAGAAAUUAACCAGUGGGUAAAGGAGAAAACUGAAGGUAAAAUCCCUGAUCUGCUGUCUGAAGGCUCAGUUGAUAGUAUGACCAAGCUUGUACUGGUGAAUGCUAUUUAUUUCAAAGGGAACUGGGCAGAGAAAUUUCGAGAAGCUGACACCACUGACAUGCCAUUUAGUUUGAGUAAGAAUGAAAGAAAGACAGUGAAAAUGAUGUAUCAGAAAAACAAAUUCCGUUUCACGUACAUCCCUGAAGUGAAGAUCCGUGUUCUAGAGCUGCCUUAUGAGCAAGAAGAACUUAGCAUGAUCAUCCUGUUACCUGAUGACAUUGAAGAUGACUCCACUGGACUGCAGAAGCUGGAAAAGCAGCUUACCUUAGAGAAGCUCCAGGAAUGGACAUGUCCAGAGCAUCUAUAUUCCACUGAUGUUCACGUGCGUUUGCCCAAGUUCAAGCUAGAAGAAAGCUAUGACCUUGAAUCGGAUUUAGCCACUAUGGGCUUGUUGGAUUUAUUUGACAGUGGCAAGGCUGACUUGUCAGGAAUGUCAGGGGCACGUGACCUCUUUAUCUCUAAAAUUGUCCACAAGGCUUUUGUAGAAGUGAAUGAGGAAGGCACAGAAGCCGCAGCUGCUACUGCUGGCAUUGCUAUGCUCUGCAUGGUUCUGGAAGAGCAUUUCAAUGCUGACCAUCCUUUCCUUUUCUUUAUUCGCCACAACCCAACGCAAAGCAUACUGUUCUUUGGCAGGUGUACUUCUCCAUGAAAGAGAAUUUAGCAUUUGCAGAUCAGUUCCUGCUCUAGUCCAUGUUUCACUCCUGUAGAAAAUUAAUGCUCCUGUCUUGAUUCUGCCUUUCCCAUUUAAUCAAUCCCAGAGAAACUGGGGAGUCAUUUAAUCGUAUUUCUUGAGAUUGGCAUAAUCAUUAGUAAUUAGAAAAAUCUUAACUUCAGGCAGAAGAAAUCUUUUGGAAGUGGUCUAGAAAUACUCUUGGAAGAGACUUUUGUCUCUUAAAGCAGAGGAUCACCAGAUACGCAUCCUUGCGUGGGUUUCUCUGUGCUGAUGCAGUCCCUUGUUGUAAUAACUUGUAAUAACCCAGUUAUUCUUUAUGCAUGU
Messenger RNA from Dryobates pubescens (Downy woodpecker), 1490 nucleotides. It is a transcript of the gene SERPINB1, whose product is annotated as serpin family B member 1. The coding region runs from base 6 to 1142 and encodes 378 amino acids. The transcript is spliced from 6 exons. Gene Ontology annotation, molecular function: serine-type endopeptidase inhibitor activity. Lineage: Eukaryota; Metazoa; Chordata; Aves; Piciformes; Picidae. The record is from RefSeq and is a predicted model, not a curated record. Gene Ontology annotation, biological process: negative regulation of endopeptidase activity.